This is a messenger RNA of Dentiscutata heterogama, 162 nucleotides long. Lineage: Eukaryota; Fungi; Glomeromycota; Glomeromycetes; Diversisporales; Gigasporaceae. The record is from the annotation of a GenBank genome assembly.
AAGUGUUGGGAUAAAGAUCCAGAAAAACGACCGUCAGCAAUAGAAAUUCAUGAAACUAUUUUAAAUUGGAAAGGUAAUCCUGAAAUUUUGUCUGAAUUCUUAAAAUCCGAUAAAGAAAUGGAGAUUAAAAUAAUGGCAUUAAUAAUAUUGAUGGUAGUGUGA